Onychostoma macrolepis is the source of this 1181-nucleotide messenger RNA. RefSeq lists its product as uncharacterized. Gene Ontology annotation, molecular function: zinc ion binding. The record is from RefSeq and is a predicted model, not a curated record. The transcript is spliced from 5 exons. Bases 369 to 1181 code for a protein of 270 amino acids. Lineage: Eukaryota; Metazoa; Chordata; Actinopteri; Cypriniformes; Cyprinidae.
ACGGGCCCUGUAUUUGCAACAAACACACUUCCCUCUGCACCCAGAAAUGAACGGGGUGAGAAGAGGUUUAAGAGAGGCUGUUUGGUGGGCGGUCCGGCCGCGGCGGGACUUGGCCCUCUCCUCUUCCUGCUCUGCAGAUCAGGAAGACGCCAGAGGCGCAGGGUCCAAACGCUAUCCUUGGUCGGGGGCCCUGGCGCUUCGGAAGGGGGUGGCGUCUGGCCGAGCGGGAACGCCCUCGCGUCUGCUGAGUCUUGGCAGACUGAGGGGCGGGAACGGCAGGUGCGGGCUUCGCUGGCUGCUGAGUCGGCGCAAGUUUAGGGCGACUUGAAGCAGCUGCGGAGCUGGAGCGCUUUGGCAGGAAGUGUCGCAUGGCCCGUGACGCCUUCUGUGCCUCUGUGAAACGCUCAGCAAAUCCUUCCACCGCAGGUCCAAAGAGGCCGGUGCUGCAGCAGAAGCAGUUUUUCCCUACCGUUUCAAUGAGCGCUCUCAGCAUGGCAUUUUACACUCGCUGCUUGCAAGAACUUCCACGGAUUACAGUGAACGAUGUAAAUCGAAUUGUAAGAUUAGCAUCGGUCACUCCUUCAAGUAAAAAGGAGAAGGGCUUCAAACUGUAUAUUUCGACCUAUAUCGACAACUUUGAAGUCUCUGAAAAGGAUCAGGUGACAGGAGAGAUCAGCGUGAGGGCGACUUGUUUCAGAUCUAUGAGGAAGACAGAGAAGCCACAUAGUUUGAGAAUUACAUUAAAGGACUCCAAACCUGUCAUACUGUCCCAGUGUAGCUGUUCCUGUGUUGCUGGCACAGCACUGUGCAACCAUAUUGUUGCACUAUUGUACCAGACUGCACAUUACUCUCAGCUUGGCAUCAGUGCAGUUCCUCCAGUUCGCAGCUGUACUGAAACUGAGCAGAGCUGGCACAAACCACGAACAAUGGGAGUCCGGCCAGGUCCUGUCAGUGGGAUGGUGGUUAUAUCUGCACGACCUAAAGAAAGGAAACUCGCAGAUGGCUUAAGGAGUACCUUGUAUAAAGGUGUUUCCAGCGACUUGCCUGACCUCUCAGUCCUGCAAGUGGAAGAGGUGUAUAAGGACUUUACCAGCACUACAGCCCCUUUAGUCAGAAAAGACCGCGCUAUUACCACAGCUUGCUAUCAGAGAGCGCUAAACCGGAAGCUCGCCUACAACUGA